AAACUUUUAGCGGGGGCUGUGUGUGGCGGCCAUGACGUCGUUGAGCCUUGCCACCUCGCUUCAUCUCGCGUUGUUUGGGCAGCGGUGCCCCGCUGCUCGUCGACCUCGAUCGGUAGCUGCGCGGGCGCCGCCGCCGCAGAGCCACCGCUUUCGCCGCCAGCCUCAGCUGUCGCUGCAGCCGCCGCGCGCGGGGCGGACUGCCGGCUCGCACGCCGGGCGCCGCGCCGCCGCGGGAGUGCUGGAGCGGCGUCAGAAGCAUGCGCAGGAGGACAGGGCGACGGCGAUCAGAGAGCGGCUCCUGGGCGCCGAGGCGCCGCCGCCCUCGGCGUACGACACGGCGUGGGUCGCGAUGGUGCCGGCGCCGGCGGGGUCCGGGUCCCCUCCUGCGCCGCGCUACCCGGGGUGCGUGGACUGGAUCCUGCGGAACCAGCGACGGGACGACGGGUCGUGGGGGCCCGGCGACCCCUCGCUGCGCAAGGACGCGCUCUCGUCCACGCUGGCGUGCGUGCUCGCCCUCCGGAAGUGGGGCGCCGGCGGCGACGCCGUCGAGAGAGGGCUCCGUUUCAUCGGGCGCAACUGGUCCUGCGUGACGGACGGCAGCUGCGACGCGCCGGCCGGGUUCGGCGUCAUCUUCCCCGGCAUGGUCGCGCACGCCAUCAGCAUGGGGCUGGAGAUCCCCCUGGUCCCCCAAGCCGACGUCGACGCCGUCCUGCGGCUGCGCUACAGUGAGCUCAUCAGAGGAAUGGCUGCUUCUGGAGGUAGCCAAGCUUUCAUGGCCUACAUGGCAGAAGGUUUGGGGGACUUACUGGACUGGGACCAGGCGGCGGCGGCCUACCAGAGGAAGAACGGGUCCUUCUUCGACUCGCCGGCCGCGACGGCGGCCGCCGCGAUCCACAGCCACAACGACCGAGCGCUCGACUACUUGGACUCGGUCGUCGGCGAGUUCGGCAGCGCAGUGCCCACCGUGUAUCCUCGGAGCGCCUACUCCCGGCUUCGCAUGGUGGACACUCUGGAGAAGAUGGGCAUCUCAAGGAGCUUCUUGUCAGAGAUAAACACCACACUCGACAUGAUAUACAGGUCCUGGCUCGCUAACGAUGAGGAGAUCAUGCUGGACAUGGCGACAUGCGCGAUGGCGUUCCGCCUCCUGCGUUUGCAUGGAUACGAUGUCUCCUCCGAUGGGUUGGCCCAAUUCAGCAACGAGUCCAGUUUCCAUGGUUCAAUCCAGGGCCAUCUCAACGACACCGAGGCGUUGCUAGAGCUGCUGAAAGCCUCGCACGUCCAGAUCACGGACGACGAGCUGGUCCUGGAGAGCAUCGGCUCCUGGUCGUCCCAGCUCCUGAAGCAACAGCUGUGUUCCGGCAGGAUAUCCAGACAUGUUGACCCUGCUGAGGUUGAACAUGUGCUCAAAUUUCCCUUUUACUCCAACGUGGACCGGCUAGAGCACAGGUGGAACAUCGAACACUUCAAGAAGCAGAACUUCCAGAAGCUGAAGUCGGAAUACCGCACUUGUGACGCAGAUGAAGAAAUUAUGUCGCUAGCUGUGGAUGAGUUCCACUCUUGUCAGGCUGCUUACCAAGAAGAGCUUCGGUGCAUCGAGAGGUGGGUGAAAGAAGUGAGGCUCGACGAGCUGGACUACGCGAGAGUGAUGCCGCUGAUCUGCCUGCUUCCGUCCGCUUCCACCAUGUUCCCCGCCGAGCUGUCCGAGGCUCGCAUCGUGGCAGCCAAGACCAACAUCCUGGCAACCAUCGUCGACGACCUCUUCGACGUCGGGGAGUCGAGGGAGGAGAUGGAGAACCUCGUCACCUUGAUCGAGAUGUGGGAUGCGUACGAACGAGUUGGCUUCUUCUCGGAGCGUGUGGAGAUCGUCUUCCGCGCCGUCUACGACACGAGCAACGACAUCGCGGUGAGGGCCGCGGCGGUGCAGAACCGCAACAUCAUCCACCACAUCGCCGAACGGUGGGCGGAGUUGGCUAGGGUCAUGAUGGUGGAGGCGGAGUGGCGAAUGAGCGGGCGCCGCCCAUCCUCCUGUGCCGUGGCUGCCGACGCCGCACGGCUGGCAGCUCUUAUAUGA
This is a messenger RNA of Panicum virgatum (switchgrass), 2071 nucleotides long. RefSeq names its product dolabradiene synthase KSL4, chloroplastic-like. The transcript is spliced from 12 exons. NCBI's taxonomy places the organism in Eukaryota, Viridiplantae, Streptophyta, Magnoliopsida, Poales, Poaceae. Bases 32 to 2071 code for a protein of 679 amino acids. Gene Ontology annotation, molecular function: magnesium ion binding; terpene synthase activity. Gene Ontology annotation, biological process: diterpenoid biosynthetic process. The record is from RefSeq and is a predicted model, not a curated record.